UUCACUUCUCAAAAUUCAAUGGCUCACCACUUUGUUCUACUCAUCAUGUUCAUGCUCCCAGCUUGGACCAUUUCUCAAAGGCCACCUUCACCUGAUUACUACCCUAGUUCACAAAUUGCUUCAGAAGGGUUCAGUCAAGGGUUCAGAAAUCUCUGGGGUCCUGAUCAUCAAACCGUUAACCAGGGCUCAUUAACAAUUUGGCUUGAUAAAAGCUCAGGAAGUGGAUUCAAGUCUCUUACUAUGUAUAGGUCCGGUUACUUCGGUGCCGCCAUCAAACUCCAAUCCGGUUAUACUGCAGGAGUGAUUACAUCUUUCUAUCUUUCGAACGGUGAGGAUCACCCUGGAAACCACGACGAAAUCGAUGUCGAGUUACUGGGAACGACGCCGGAUAAGCCAUAUACUUUGCAAACAAACGUGUAUAUGAGAGGAAGUGGAGAUGGAAAUCAUAUAAUAGGAAGGGAGAUGAGGUUUCAUCUCUGGUUCGACCCAACACAAGAUUUUCACCACUAUGCUAUACUCUGGAACCCCACUGAAAUCAUAUUUUAUGUGGAUGAUGUGCCAAUUAGAAGGUACCCAAGAAAAAGCGAUGCAACAUUUCCACUAAGACCUAUGUAUGUGUAUGGAUCGAUAUGGGAUGCCUCAUCCUGGGCCACAGAAGAUGGAAAAUACAAAGCCGAUUAUCGAUACCAACCGUUCAUCGGAAAGUACACCAAUUUUAAGCUAGGUGGGUGCACCACCGGUGAGCCAGCGUCGUGCCUUCCACCAACGGGCUCUGCAGCAGGCUCUACCGGACUGAGCCGUCAGCAGUACUCAGCUAUGGCGUGGGUGCAGAGGAACUACAAGGUGUAUGACUAUUGUCUCGAUCCCAAGAGAGACCAUACCCUCACACCUGAGUGCUACUAGCUAGGGACUUAUUUAUAUAUAUAUAUAUAUAUAUAUAUAUACACACACACACACACACUUGAGUCACGUAUAGACAAUUUGUUUGGGGGUGACUUGAGAUUGGUCCACACUUGCACGCCAAAAAAACGUAGUUGCAAGGGUGGUUGACCGUCCAUGCCGCCAAAGAUUUGAAUGUUGUGUUGGAAUAAGUUAGUUAUAAGUAACAUUGUCAACUAUUUGUUUUGUGUGUGAGUGUGAGAGUGUGUGAGAGUGUGUGAGAUGACCUCAAAGAAACCAAAUGGGUGUAACUAUAUAUAUACGCACCAAAUAAAGCAAAUUAUCUUUCAAAAAAAAUAAAGCAAAUUAAAAGAAGUGAUUGGCUCACCUAUGGGUGCAUUAAUUCUU
Cornus florida is the source of this 1287-nucleotide messenger RNA. Its product is annotated as xyloglucan endotransglucosylase/hydrolase protein 31-like. Gene Ontology annotation, biological process: xyloglucan metabolic process; cell wall biogenesis. The transcript has 4 exons. NCBI's taxonomy places the organism in Eukaryota, Viridiplantae, Streptophyta, Magnoliopsida, Cornales, Cornaceae. Bases 19 to 903 code for a protein of 294 amino acids. Gene Ontology annotation, cellular component: cell wall; apoplast. Gene Ontology annotation, molecular function: xyloglucan:xyloglucosyl transferase activity; hydrolase activity, hydrolyzing O-glycosyl compounds. The record is from RefSeq and is a predicted model, not a curated record.